CGUUCGUAAUGUUAUAGCCAGCGUUAAUACAUUGAUUGCAGUUUCCUUAUUCAAUUCAGUUCAAGGGCAAGAUUUACAAGCAGUUACGAUGUCGAUGCUCCAUUUUAAUAUUGCAUAAUAAUAUUUAUGUACCUAUACUUAAUAUUACCUAAUGUAACUAAUUCAUUGUUUCGCAACAAACUAUUCACCCGACGAUUCCCCGCAAACACUCUUCCAAACUCGGUCAAACUUCAUCCAUCAUCAUAACCUCAAAAUGACUUAUGAGGACAAUGCCACCAGGCCGCGAUGAUAUUAAUGGCUCACCCCGGGAUAUAUAUACUGGGGUUCUCCCUGUAAUACCAUCCGAUUUAGGUCCAGAUAAUCCGUCGCGCAAUAAUGCCGCAACUGCCGCGUCGGCCGCCGGUGUUCGAGCCUUGAGCGCCCAGGCCAUCGCUUUUUACUUCAGGGCUCCCGUCAAGGCCUUCUUCCGGACACGUGUCGACUAUCUUGCGUAUGCCCGGGGUGUUCACCAGACUCAGACGGAGUUACUAGCCCGUGCUGCUGCUAAUAGCCAAACUGCCUCGAGGCUGGGCCUCACCUUCAAACAAGCAUGGAUGUGGGCACGAGGUACUACCCCGGGCUUACUUGCGUCCGUCAUUCAGCAGCACGGAUGGAGCGUCGUACCACAGCAGAUUCUCCCGCCUCUUAUGGCGAAUGUUGGAGUUGGCGCUGUGCUGUAUACUAGUUAUUUACAUAUCUUAGCUCAGCUCCAUGAGGAGACAUCGAGAGCGCCGAAGAGGAUAUUUCCUCCGCCAGACCCGAUCCAUACCUUUACUGCAGGAUUCAUAGCCGGAAGCAUUCAAAGCGUUGUCGCAGCCCCGCUUGAUGCUAUACAGGCGAGAUAUGACCAUCGUGAUCUCAUUUCUGGCAACGAGAAUGGGAAACCGAGGAGCAUGUGGGCAUUCUCGGCAGAAAAGCUUAGGGAAAUAGGACUACGAGGGAUCUUCGCAGGAUGGGGACUAUCUUUCUUAAAAGAUAGUUUCGGGAGCGCAGUUUUCUUUAGCACUUUUGAGUUUGUGAAGGCCCAAGGGUUCUACCGGUUCAUCACGUGGUACUAUGGUGGACUGCACCCUGACGUUGUUGAUGUGUUGGCCCAAAAGAGACCACCCACUCACAAGAACUCGAAGGGCAAUAUUAAUAAGGAUGGUAGCCGUCCGGUCGUCAUACGUCCGCACUACGCAAUUGAGCCGAUGUUCCUGCUGUUCGCUGGCUUCACGGCCUCGCUCACCCAACAGCUAAUCCUUCAUCCACUAAACCACAUUCAAGUUGAACAUUGGGACCAUCUAGAAGAUCUCGACGCUAAAGCAGCGAAGUUAAGAAACUCAGGAGCCGCGAACCCUGAUAAGCCCAGACGCAAGUGGCGCAUGCUCCGGGCUUAUUAUCACGCCUACCAAGAAACUUGGACUAAAUGCACCACUGAAGCAACCUUGGAAGGGAAAGGUUUGACACGAUGGUUAUAUCGUGGAUUUUGGUGGAACACUAUACGACAGGUGCCAAGUACCAGUGCUGGUCUAAUCAUCUUCGAACUUUUCCGACGUAAAUAUGGAGGCGGGAAUGAGCCUGUGCGGGUUGCGAAGGACGAUUAUGAAAUUCUCCUAGAGUAGAUUUUUGAUAAUGCGUUUCGGCGUCUUUGGCUUUAGGUACAGGGUAGGAAUUCGCCACUUGGCGAGAGGCUUCCUUUUCAACACAGCGAUAGAUAUGCAGCUUUCCUAGCAUUUUGGUGUAGAGAUAGAUCACGCACACGCGGUCAACCUCAUCUCCCCUUAUUUCCAGCACUACGAAUAAAUGGUUCAAGAGGAAAGACUUGUCCUUCUGGUGUAACACCUUCGUAAAGUUGUGCCCAACGGUACUUCCAAGCCUCAGGGGUUGGCCAAGCAUUUUCUGGGUCCCGCAGCCAUAAACGUAAAAGGUGACGACUGCAUGAAGAGGAUAGACUUCGUCAGCAAUACAGAUAAACGCGUUCACAGCUACACGGGGUUUUAAAGCAUGCUUACCGCUUCUCUAACGUGUCGGUAAAUCCGUCCCUUGCGUGGAAGAUGGCGAGGUUGUUUAUAUACUGGAUAUCUCCUUUUUGGAAAUUGGUAUUCACGCAGUACUUCUCACCUAGGAAAUGGAUUGUAUCGAGAGCUUCAGCCUGAGCCUCUGAAAUAGGCGGAAUGUUAGAG
Daldinia decipiens is the source of this 2204-nucleotide messenger RNA. RefSeq names its product mitochondrial carrier. NCBI's taxonomy places the organism in Eukaryota, Fungi, Ascomycota, Sordariomycetes, Xylariales, Hypoxylaceae. The transcript has 2 exons. The record is from RefSeq and is a predicted model, not a curated record. Gene Ontology annotation, biological process: mitochondrial L-ornithine transmembrane transport. Bases 261 to 1643 code for a protein of 460 amino acids. Gene Ontology annotation, molecular function: L-ornithine transmembrane transporter activity.